Scomber japonicus (chub mackerel) is the source of this 1036-nucleotide messenger RNA. RefSeq names its product ras homolog family member Gb (gene rhogb). NCBI's taxonomy places the organism in Eukaryota, Metazoa, Chordata, Actinopteri, Scombriformes, Scombridae. Gene Ontology annotation, molecular function: GTPase activity; GTP binding; protein kinase binding. Gene Ontology annotation, cellular component: cytoskeleton; cytoplasmic vesicle; plasma membrane. The transcript has 5 exons. Gene Ontology annotation, biological process: cortical cytoskeleton organization; small GTPase-mediated signal transduction; actin filament organization. The record is from RefSeq and is a predicted model, not a curated record. Bases 280 to 855 code for a protein of 191 amino acids.
CUCACUCACUCACUCACUCACACACACAUCCUCUCAAUCUCUCUCUCACACACACACACACACACACGCAGACUGACAGCGGCACACACACCCUCACGGAGCGGGACUGCGGAGCUGCGUGUCCGGACAGGAGGACUGAUGAGCGGCAGACGAUGGGACGUCACGUGUCUCUGAACAAACUGUGUUAACUGAAGGAAACUGAAGCGUCUCUGACAGCUCGAGCACGACGAGUUAACCAAUCAGACUCGCUGCAGGUAGCAGAAGGGGUCAAAGGUCAUCAUGCAGAGUAUAAAGUGUGUGGUUGUGGGUGACGGAGCUGUGGGGAAGACUUGCCUCCUCAUUUCCUACACCACUGGAGCUUUUCCCAAAGAGUACAUUCCCACCGUGUUCGACAACUACAGCAGUCAGGUGACGGUGGACGGCAGGGUGGUCAGUCUGAACCUGUGGGACACGGCGGGUCAGGAGGAGUAUGACCGGCUGAGGACGCUGUCUUACCCGCAGACCAACAUCUUCAUCAUCUGCUUCUCCAUCUCGAGCCCCGCCUCCUACGAGAACGUCAAACACAAGUGGCAUCCUGAGGUGUCCCACCACUGUCCCGGCGUUCCCAUCCUCCUGGUCGGCACUAAGAGCGAUCUGCGGAACGACGGCGAGACUCAGAGGAAGCUGAAGGAGCAGAACCAGGUUCCCGUCACCCACCAGCAGGGGGCGGCGCUCGCCCGGCAGAUCCACGCGGUCCGCUACCUGGAGUGCUCGGCCCUGAACCAGGACGGCAUCAAAGACGUGUUCGUGGAGGCGGUGAGGUCCUUCCUCAACCCGCAGCCGGUCGUCAGCAAGAAGCCGUGCGUGCUGCUGUGAGGACGAAACACUGAGAGGCUGACGAUGCCUGAGAGACUGUCUGUGCUUCAUUUCUAAAUGUUUGGUUAGAUUUUUAUCUUUGAAUAAGAAAAAGUGGCUCAGAUGUUCGUGUUGGGAACCGACCGACGUCGCUUCACUGAUGUGAUUUAAAUGUUUUUAAAGAUUAAAGUUAAAUGUUAAA